Messenger RNA from Botrytis porri, 441 nucleotides. RefSeq lists its product as uncharacterized. Lineage: Eukaryota; Fungi; Ascomycota; Leotiomycetes; Helotiales; Sclerotiniaceae. The transcript has a single exon. The record is from RefSeq and is a predicted model, not a curated record. The coding region runs from base 1 to 441 and encodes 146 amino acids.
AUGGUGGCGGCACGAAUCCCUCUCAAUUACAUGUCCAGUUUCAAUCUCACACCUCUACAAGGACUCUUGAAAGAAUUUUCAUUCCGCAUCGAGAUUCGUUAUUUGGAAAGGGAAUUGCUUUAUUGGCUUCAAAUCUUGAGGUCCUACGAUGUCGAUCUUGAAUACUACGGCAAGAAAGUAAUGUGUCUAUUCAAUUUAAUCAAAAGCAAAGAUCUUAAGUGGCCCUCGUUACGGUCAAACUUACCCUAUUGCAGAUUCUAUCCGAGAUGGACAGAGGUACAUCUCAUUGGGUUCAAAUAUGGUCAUCGUCUAGAGGAUUGGAGGUUUUGGUUCUCAGAACCGACUGAUCGAAUUGAUGGAGAAUUCUGGUCGCUCAUUGAAGACUCACCUCUUGCAACUUUCAUCCCAGGCGCUUGGGCUCAGGAAUCUCCCUGCAUCUGA